This is a messenger RNA of Ilyonectria robusta, 2724 nucleotides long. RefSeq lists its product as uncharacterized. The record is from RefSeq and is a predicted model, not a curated record. Bases 1 to 2724 code for a protein of 907 amino acids. Lineage: Eukaryota; Fungi; Ascomycota; Sordariomycetes; Hypocreales; Nectriaceae. The transcript has a single exon.
AUGAAGAGCGCUUUCAUUGUCGGCGCCUUCGCCGUCGGCCUGGUUUCGGCCUCGGCCCCUCGCGGAAUCUACACCGGGGAUGCGUGCGUUAUUGACGAUUGCUACAACUAUGUCCACUCUUCGGAGACCAUCUGCCCGGAGCUGCAGUCAUCUGAGUGCGGCCGUUCAGCCGAGUUGACGGCUCUCUCAUACUGCGGCACCAAGGAUUACGCCCUCUCGGCUUGCGACUGCACUCCCGACGAGGAGGAUUGUGAUGAGACCCCUACUCCCGGAACCACUCCUACCACUACUCCCGGUGACGAGGACUGCGAUUCAACCACUACCGAGGCUACUCCUACCACAACCCCCGAUGAUGAGGACUGUGACAGCACAACCACAUCUGAGACCACUCCCACGACAACUCCCGAUGAUGAUGAUUGUGAUAGCACCACCACCACUGCCGAGUCUACUACCACCACCCCCGCUGGUCAAGACACGACAACGACUCCUGAGUCUACUCCUACCACCACUCCCGGUGGCCAGGAUACUACGACUACUACUCCUGCCGGCCAAGACACCACCACUACCACCCCCAGUGGCCAGGAUACUACCACCACUCCCGGUGGUCAGGAUACUACCACCACUCCCGGUGGUCAGGAUACUACCACCACUCCUGCUGGUCAAGACACUACCACCACUACCCCUGGUGGCCAGGAUACUACGACCACAACUCCCGCCGGCCAAGAUACUACCACUACUCCUGGUGGUCAGGACACCACUACUACUCCCGGCGGUCAGGAUACCACUACCACUCCUGCUGGUCAAGACACUACCACCACUACCCCUGGUGGCCAGGAUACUACGACCACAACUCCCGGCGGCCAGGACACCACCACGACUACUCCCGGCGGCCAGGACACCACAACCACCACUCCCGGUGGUCAGGACACCACUACUACUACUCCCGCUGGUCAAGAAACUACCACCACCACCCCCGGCGGCCAGGACACCACUACCACCACUCCCGGAGGUCAGGACACCACUACCACCACUCCCGCUGGUCAAGAAACCACCACCACCACUCCCGGAGGUCAGGACACCACUACCACCACUCCCGGUGGUCAGGACACCACUACUACUACUCCCGCUGGUCAAGAAACUACCACCACCACCCCCAGCGGCCAGGACACCACUACCACCACUCCCGGAGGUCAGGACACCACUACCACCACUCCCGGUGGUCAGGACACCACUAGCACCGAGACUGCUACCACCACCACGACUCCUGCUGGUCAAGAUACCACUACCACCACCCCUGGCGGCCAGGACACUACCAGCACUGAGACUGCUACUACCACCUCAACUCCCGGUGGCCAGGACACUACCAGCACUGAGACCGCUACCACCACCUCCACUCCCGGUGGCCAGGACACCACCAGCACCGAGACUGCUACUACCACCUCCACCCCCGGUGGUCAGGACACCACUACCACCACUCCCGGCGGCCAGGACACCACCAGCACCGAGACUGCUACCACCACUGGUACCGAGUCUGAGACCACCACUGCCACCGGCUCUGAGACUGAGACUACCACCGCAACCGGCUCUGAGACCACCUCCACUGGUUCCGAGACUGAGACCACCACUGCCACUGGUUCUGAGACUGAGACCACCACCGCCACCGGUUCCGAGACCACCACCACUGGUUCCGAGUCUGAGUCUACUACCGCUACUGAGUCUGCUUCUACCGCCUCUGGCACUGAGACCACCGCUACCGAGACCACCACCACCUCUGGCGAGACUACCAGCAGCGGCUCUGGAGGACAUGCUACCACCACCACCACUGAGGAGAUGACCACUUCCACCUUCUACGAGACCACCACUCGUACCAUCACCAAGUGCCCGUCCUACGUCACCAACUGCCCUGUCGGCAGCGUUACCACUGAGACCGUUGCCGUUUCCACCACGGUUUGCCCCGUGACCGAGAAGUUCACCACUUCCACUGUGUACGCCACUAAGACCUACACCAUCACCAAGUGCCCCUCUUACGUGACCGACUGCCCUGUCGGCCAUGUCACCACUGAGACUAUUGCCAUCUCCACCACCAUCUGCCCCGUCACCGAGGAGCACGCCAAGCCCACCAACCCUCCCUCUUAUGGUGGCGAGAAGUACACCACUUCUACCAUCUACAGCACCAAGACCUACACUAUCACCAAGUGCCCGUCUUAUGUCACUGACUGCCCCGUUGGCAGCGUUACCACUGAGACGAUUGCUGUUUCUACCACGGUUUGCCCCGUCACUGAGGGUGGCUACAAGGCCACCAAUGUUCCCUUCAUCCCCGAGGGUCACAUCACUUCCACCCUCUACACCACCCAGACCUACACUAUCACUACCUGCCCUGCUGAUGUCCACAACUGCCCCUACGGCAGUGUCACCACCACCGUCUACCCCACCGGUACGACCUACAUCCCCAAGCACUCCACGGUCGUGGUUGUUACCUCUGCCGGCUACGAGGCUCCCUCCGCCGCUGCUGUCUCUGGCAGCGACUCUGAGUACGCCGCUCCCUCCAAGACUGGUGGCGAGUACGCUGCUCCCAGCAACCCUGCUGCCACCAUCACCACCGGCUCUGGCUCCGAGGCCACUGGCACUGCCGCCCCGACUUAUGUCACUGGCGCCGCUGCCCGCAUGGUCGGUGGCUUCGAGAUGGUCGCUGCCGCGGCCGGUAUCGUUGCCGUCCUCCUGUAA